AGACGCUGCUUCCCAAAGCGUUUUAGAUGUGGCUUUUAUCUUUUGACAUUCAGCGUACUGCUUUAAGGUUUCGCAACAGGACUUCGGUUCUUGCAACGUCUCCUCGGAACUGAACCAAGUGCCACGUCACCCUACGUCACUACCGUACCUGCGCGGCCAUCUUGAACCCUUCGUAAGCUGCGGACACAGGAAAGCAGAAAGGCUUGGAAAAAACAGCUUUUACAGACGGAAAAGGGAUAUGCCUGGUAGAAUCAAGGAUAUUUAAAGUAAUAAAGGUCAAACAGCAGGAACGAAGGAAAACAAUUAAAGCAGACUUCUAAACAGCCAUCAAAGUGCCUCGGAUAACCGGACCUUGAAGUCUAAAUUCUUCUUCGGACAAGGAAGGAAGAGUCGAGUCACUGAAGGAAAAAAACACAUUCUCAGUGAAACCAUGAAUCCUGAAUAUGACUAUCUGUUUAAACUCCUCCUCAUUGGAGACUCUGGAGUAGGAAAAUCCUGCCUUCUGCUCCGUUUUGCAGAUGACACAUACACAGAGAGCUACAUCAGCACCAUUGGAGUAGACUUCAAGAUCCGCACCAUUGAGCUGGAUGGCAAAACCAUCAAACUGCAGAUUUGGGACACUGCAGGUCAGGAGAGAUUUCGCACUAUCACCUCCAGUUACUACCGUGGAGCUCAUGGCAUCAUAGUUGUAUAUGAUGUUACAGAUCAGGAGUCCUACAACAAUGUCCGGCAGUGGCUUCAGGAAAUCGAUCGUUAUGCUAGUGAAAACGUGAAUAAGCUGCUGGUUGGCAACAAAUGUGACCUGACCACCAAGAAAGUGGUGGACUACACAACAGCCAAGGAGUUAGCUGACUCUUUGGCCAUCCCCUUCCUGGAGACGAGUGCAAAGAACGCCACCAAUGUGGAGCAGGCUUUUAUGACCAUGGCUGCUGAGAUCAAGAAACGUAUGGGCCCUGGCGCAACUGCAGGCAGCGACAAACCCAAUUUAAAAAUUGAGAGCACUCCUGUGAGGCAGUCCGGAGGCGGCUGCUGUUAAAGGACCCUGCUCUACCAACCCCACCAUCUCCACACUGACAUCUACUUUUUCUUCUUUUGUGUACCCCCUACCUCCAUCUUGGCCAUUACCACACUCCCCAUCAUUCCACUAUGACAUCCUGUAAACCUGCACCUAACUCUCUGCAGCCUCCCCCGUCACAUUGGUUGAGGCAAACAAAGGACUCGAACGGUUCUGAGUGUCAGAAAAGAAUAGUGAAAGAUUGUGUUGGUCAUUUCUUCAACGUAGAGUGAGAAGAAAUUGAGCUGAGUGCGAUGGAGGGUGGAGGGAGCACCUAAUAGCAGACACCGAAGUCACUUCAAUUCUGUGCUAAGAGAACAGAAAACACAAUGUUUUGAAGGGGGAGAAAAGGUAGCAGAUUAAGUUGGAUAAUACACACACACACACACACACACACACACACACAACACACACAAGAGCACUCUUAGAUGGGAUGGAAUGGCGUGAAACAAUUUUACAGCUCACAGUCACCUGUAACUACAACAAUGACCUUUGCGCCUUUCAUUGACUUUCCAUGUUAUUUUAAUAAUGCAAAAUUUCUCAAGUACAUCAUAUUGUAGUUUUAGGAUUGGUAAUUAUACACAUUAGAACUUUGAAUUGUAAUAAAUGUAAAAGUGUAUUAUUAAAAUGCGUACAUGAAAUCCGCUUUUGCAAAUAAUUUAAGAAUUUGUAUAAAGAACAUCGAACCUGAACAUCAUAUACUCUAAUGGAGAGGUACAAAGUUAUAUAGACAAAAACAAAUUAAAUGUAACUAAUGGGGGACGCUAACAUUUUUGGAAAAAUUGAAUGCAGAUGUAAUGCACAGCUAGCUAACCUGUUACACUGCGUUACAACAGUGGGAAUAAGUUGGAUGUGGCAAAUUGGUUAGUUGUUUUGGGUUUAAUUUAAAAAGGAAAAAGUGGGCUAAAUGUCUGUCUGGAAAGUUUGAGUAUUACGUCUCUUAAGACAACAACACAUUUCUCUCACUUCUUUUUCUAUUUGCAGAUUGUCAUCUUGAGGCUCAUUCAUACUUCCCACACUAAAUAUUGUCCCAAUCAUCUAUCCAUCUUGAUAACACGCAUGCAAAAGCCCAAAAAUAUCUGACUGCAUAUUAGUCAACUGCAUGGAUAAGAAUUCAGGGUUAGUUACGCUUGUGUGGACCACUAGAAUAAAACAAAACCGUAAUUGAGACUUGAAAAAAAGAAGUGUAAUUAGAACACCAUACAUUAUGGCCUUUAAAAGUAGCCUUUCUGGAAUUAUGUUUUCCCACAAAGGAAAAUGUAUAUUUACAAGCUAAUAGACAACAGAUCUAGUUCAGAAGCUUCUCAGGGCCAUGUCACUAUUAACAAAACAAUGAAAAUGUGUAAGUAAAUCAACUUGGUAUGAGGAAGAAAAUUUGUGGACAUUUAAUGUGGAGAGUAUGAAAAGGCCUUAUUUGACCUCGUUACAGCAUCAAUAGUGAAACUCCCAUACACAUGUAGAUAGAUGAUGUGUAUUAAUGACUAGACUCUCAACUGGGUUAACCCAAACUAGCUGUACAGACAUUUGCUGUGUGGGUGGUGUAAUGUGUACUUGUGUGUGUGAGUGUGUGUGUUUAGCAUUAACUUCUUUCCUUUUUAUUAUUUAUCUUUUUCCCCCUUAGCUUCUAUGUCUGUUGUCUCUGUAUCUUCAUAAGCAGUUCUUGCUCCGCCUGGAACAUCAGCAGAUGAAUAGCUCCUUGUGUUGUGUCUGUUGCAUGUCUUUUCCGCCUGAAUGAUCAUCAUGGGGCUGAAUGUUCUAGAAGUAAUUCUUGUAACAAAGCGGUUAGGGGGAGGUCGUGUUUACAUCUAAUACCAUAAUUGACCGAAACCUUCAGGUGCAACAGGGGACGUCGAGACCUAACUGGAUAUUUGAAGCAUGGGGCCUUAAAUGCUUGGUCGCUACAGGUUUGCAUCAUCAGAACAUUUCAGUACUAGAAACAAUUUCUAAGACACUAGAUCAUGAAGUCGUGACAAAACACGCAGGUCCUAAUAUCACACAAAAUGCAGGUCUUCACGCAGAGAUACUUUAGCAGAAAAUUUCAUGUCAAUAUUUUUUUCUUCAGUCUCCACACGUACAAGAAAGAAAUGUGACACAGGUGCAUCACAUAUAACACGGUAACCAACCAGGUUGACAUUACACACUGCGGUCAAAGGGCAGAUGCUGGUGGACACAUGUUAAGGCAGCGGUUGUCUGUGUGUAGUGGUCAGUGUGAUUUGAGACUCCAAAGAUGUGGUGGAGGUGAGUUAGAAUGUGGAUGUUUUCAGGGAUUGUGAUAUCACUGCGUGGUCUUUCCUCUGGUAGAUUUUAUGGUUUCAUGUUGGACAAGCUUCCAUUUUUGCCGAGCUGUUAGCUUCAGUGCUCCAUCUAAUGUCUCUUCUGUUUGUCCUUGUUGGGAAUCAGUAAGGACAUCACAUUGAUAAGCAACUUUAGUGAUUGAUGGUUUAAUCACGCCUUAUUCUUGUACGCACUUGCAUAUUUCCUUUGAGUGCUUCAUAUUGAUUUCUUAUUAAAAAAAUCACAGGUCUUCUUCUUAGAGCGCCCCCUCCUGGAUCAAACAGUACCUUUAACAAAUACAUUUUUUAUGUGUAUUUAAACUUCAUAGAUUGACUUCUAUAUUAGUCUUCGUUUAAAUUCUGUUCAAGUUUCAGGGCUGUGGUAGGGACAGUAAAGUUAAUGCUGCAGUCGGACCAUUGUUUUCAGGCUUGUCCUCUGUUCAAAGUCUCUGAACCACAGUUUUUGACCACAUUUAGACAUACUUUACCCGAAAAGCUAUAAGCAUUGCUAUACUGUGAAGUUAUA
Cynoglossus semilaevis (tongue sole) is the source of this 3853-nucleotide messenger RNA. It is a transcript of the gene rab1ba, whose product is annotated as zRAB1B, member RAS oncogene family a. The record is from RefSeq and is a predicted model, not a curated record. Bases 431 to 1036 code for a protein of 201 amino acids. Gene Ontology annotation, molecular function: GTPase activity; GTP binding. The transcript is spliced from 6 exons. Lineage: Eukaryota; Metazoa; Chordata; Actinopteri; Pleuronectiformes; Cynoglossidae.